AUGAAUUUUCGCCCAAUCUUGAGUUUUUCAGAAGAGGAAAAGAUCGGAACCACCCAGUCCCAUGAUGAUGCGUUGUUGAUCACUCUCAGAAUCGGGGACUAUGAUGUGAAAAGACUGAUGGUGGAUGGAGGUAGUGUGGCCGAGGUGAUGUACCCCGACCUCUACAAGGGGCUAAGGUUAAAACCAGAGGACUUGAUGCCCUAUAGCUCUCCUCUAAUGAGCUUCGACGGGAAGCUGGUCAUUCCAAAGGGCAUGAUUAGGUUACCCAUCAAGACCGGCCCAGAGAUAGUGAAGGUGAACUUUAUCGUGGUGGACACCUACUCCCCCUAUACAGCCAUCGUCUGUAGGCCCUGGCUUCAUAUCUUUAGGGUUGUUACUUCCUCAUUGCAUCAGAAGCAAUCAAGGACCCCGGUUUCGCCCCCUAACACAGAUGCCGCGGAGGCGAAAUGUGAAGAUCUAGAGGAUGUGGUUAUUAGUGGUGCCUCGGAGAAGUUCUUUUGGGUAGGGGCUCAGCUGCCUCUUCAAGAGAAAGAGGAGUUGAUUGAGUUCCUCAAAAGAAAUAUUGACGUAUUUGCAUGGGAUGACUGUGAUGCUCUCGGGAUUGACCUAACCUUCAUCUGUCACCAUCUCAAUGUCAACCCGACCAUCACUCCCAAGAAGCAACCACCUCGUCGCCCAUCAAGAGAGCACGCCGAUGCGAUUAGGGACGAAGUGGCGAAGCUUAAGCGUGCAGGAGCAAUCAAAGAAGUUUUUUACCCCGAAUGGUUGGCCAACACCAUGGUAGUCAAGAAGAAAAGUGGGAAAUAG
Molecule: messenger RNA, 807 nt
Organism: Quercus lobata
Lineage: Eukaryota; Viridiplantae; Streptophyta; Magnoliopsida; Fagales; Fagaceae
Exons: 2
Coding region: 1-807 (268 amino acids)
Source: RefSeq, a predicted model, not a curated record